Struthio camelus australis is the source of this 5560-nucleotide messenger RNA. Lineage: Eukaryota; Metazoa; Chordata; Aves; Struthioniformes; Struthionidae. The record is from RefSeq and is a predicted model, not a curated record.
GUUAUCCUCAAAGAAGAGAAGACACAGCCAUUUCUUAUUUAGUUCUUCAAGCCCCAAAAGUAAGAGAAAGGAAGAAAGAAAACACAAAAAACACUCUCGUGGGCGGCCCCGGAAAUCUCAUCGCCAUCGCCACCGCCACUCUCGCUCAGAGAGCUCCGAUUCCCACUCCCCUAACUGCCGAAGCAGAGCCAGAUCUCGGGAGGAAGGGCGUAAAACACGGCGAAGGCGCUCCCGGCAUCGUUCAAAGAGCACCGCAAAGCGAAGCUCCUCUGCAGAGGUUCAGGCCAGCCAAACCCUCCCGCUCUACAGCUUCCUGUCUCCUAAGGAAGUAAUCUCUCAGUCAGGGUCUUCUGCUGACCUCUUUACCAAAACAGACAGCCCGCUUGGCAACCUAGCCAGCCAGAAUGGAGAGUAUCAUGAAUAUGACUCAGGAAACGAUACUUCCUCCCCUCCCUCCACUCAAACGAGCUCCUCCAGGUCAAAGGACAGCCAGGAGAAAAGAAGUCUAGUCCAUGAUGGCUUUGGCCAUGCCUUCUCGUCCGGGAAGCCCAAACUGGCCAACAGCGAUAACAGCUCUGAUUCAGGAAAUUCCUUCACCAGUUGCUUUUCCCAGAGCAAGGGAACAGCUUUGGAAAAUCUAUCUCCAGAUGCCCAGGGACAAGACCGAAGAGGGUGCUUGUCUCCGUGUCUUGGCUGCUCGGAGAAGAAGCGAAACUUCCUCCCGUCCCCAGCCCACAGCUCCCCACUGAGGCCGAGCUCCCGCAGCGAGUCAUAUGCCAGCACGGGCAGGUCCUCUCCUGGCUCCAGCCACUCCAGCCGCUCCCAUUCCUCACACGGCGAGGCCUCCCCCAGGUACUCCCGAAGCAGAUCCUGCUCUUCAGGGAAGAGGUCUUAUUCACGUUCCCCCAGCUAUUCCUCCAAGUCUUGCAAAAGAAGUCCUGGGAGCAGGAGUUCGAGGCCUCGUCGGAGCCCCAGUUACUCCCAUUACAGCCCUGGCAGAGACCGUGAGAGAGAGCACAAGUAUGGCUCUAGUGAGAAGGAGUCGCACAGGGAGCGUGAUCGGAGGCGGCGACGGAGGUCCUAUUCACCCCUGAGGAAACGCAGGAGAGAUUCUCCUAGCCACCUUGAAGCUCGGCGCAUCACAAGUGCCCGCAAACGCCCCAUCCCCUACUAUCGGCCCAGUCCGUCCUCCUCCAGUAGCGCCAGCAGCUAUUCCUCUUGGUACAGCAGCUUUAGCCGCUCUCCGAGCCGGAGCCGGAGCUACUCCAGCUACCGGACGAGCCGGAGCCGAAGCUGGAGCAGCAGCAGUGACAACAGCAGGAGCCGCAGCCGGGCGGCAAAAAACCACCAGCCUCCGUCGCUAGGGAGUGCCGGCGGCAGCGGCUCACACGCCGAUGUUGUCGCUAAAUUCCUGGCUUUCUCUACUUCCUUCCCACCUACCUGGCCAUCGAUAACAAUCAUCCCCGAUACCGAUGUGGUGGCAGUGGCAGGUCCCCCUUGCACAGUUCAGAGUAAGAGCCCUCGUGUACCUGACGCGGUGCAACCCCAGAAGCAGGCAGGGACCUUCGUGGCCUUGCAGAGCAUGGGGGGUACGUCUCAGCUCCCCGGGCCAGGGCCAGAAAGAGGGUCAGGGCUUUAUAGAGGGUCUCUAAUGACAGACCUACUCCAUCCACCCCAUCAUCACCUCUUCCAUGCCGCUCUCCAAGCGCUAGCAGUUGGUCCAAAAGAGAGAAUUUAGUUGCUUGCUUUUCUCCUGCCAAACCAAGAGCCAGCAAAGUAAUUUAUGUUGCAGGGAGAGUCACAGUUAGGGAGGAAUUGGCUGGAAGGCUUUGGUGAUGAGUGGGGGUGAUCCUGUCCCCACUAAGGCAAAUACCAGGGCCCUUGGGUCUCUCCUGCAGAAUUUCUCCCCACUCUGCAGCAGGCCUCUUCCACGAGAGAAUAUUUAUUUGUUGCCAGUCAGCCUGCCCCUGCUAUAAAUAGAAGGCUAGAAAUCCCUCCUGACAUAAUUCCUGGAGAAAAGGAAGUCCUGCCCCUGCUUUCUCCUGUCCUUUCCUCCCAGGCGUGGAUUCAUUUCUCACAGGGUCGUGUUUUAAUCCCCUCCCAGCACUGUGACUUGCUCAUGAGCAUGCUGCAGAGGUCUGACGCAGACACGGGGCCAGGGGGUGCAGAGGGAGCGGGGAGCCGGCACCACCCGGCGCUCUGAGGGGCAGGCGCAGCGCAGGAUGCAGGAGUCGUGGCGCUUAGCUUGGGAUUGCUGUCUUGGAGGACCCCUCUUGCAAUUGGGGGUGUUUGGGGUAUUUCUAAGGGGGUCCUUGCUGGGGACCUGUGCACGGCUGGUGGGACUGUAGGGAGAUACGGAUGCUGGGUUAAUUCCAGUAAGAUACACUAGCUGAGGGGUAUAGCAUGAGCAACACGGUGCCUUUGUCUGCAGUGGCAGCACAGGGGGCUGCCCCGCCGCCCCUACCCCGGAGGGCACAGAUGGUGCAAGCUCCCCGUCCUGUCCCAGGCAGGCCAGCAGCACGCAGCACCCCGCUCGCGGGCAAAGCCAUCGUGCCCUGUGUUUAUGCUGAUCGGCACAAAGGCAGAGGGGCAUCCCUGGGGCUGAGGCCACCCCAUCACAGGGCAGGUUGGUCCUCUGUGGCCUUUACGCUGCUGCGGCAGGGCCCAGCAGGAGCCGGGCGAGAGCCACUUUGGCCAGCCAGAGCGCACAGGGUUAAGAGCGCAUUGCAUGAGCCAGGGGAUCUCAACUCCCCUUUCUCAUAACAGGCAGCAAUUUUAAGCAGCCCCAGGAGGAUUUCAGGAAAUCAUUUCUCCUUGAGGCUGUCAGGCUCUUCUUGAAGGCAGGAUUAGCAGGCGCAGCAGCCCUGGCGCUCCCUCCCCUUCCCCCUGUAUAAGGCAUGGGGACAUUUGCCAUCCCUUGCGCUGCACGUGGCCGGAAGGACUCCGCUCUCGGCUGCGGCCGCGGGGUUAUCGAGCGCUCCCUCAGCUCCUCCUGGUGCUCUUCCCCUGGCUGCAGAGCUGCGGCGGGGAGCACCUGCGCUCCUGGUUUAUCGGUGGGAGGAUGGCACAGAGCAGGGGUCUCUGCUAAUUCCCCAUUUUUCCGAGGAGCCGCUGGCAGUUGGCGGCAGGAGGGCUCUGCUGGGCUCCAGGGCCCUGGGCCCCACGUUUUUGUCUCCCUGCCAGAGUUGCCAGCCCAGCUGGCUGGGCAAUUACUGUGUUUUGCAGGGAAACAAAGGCUUCUCCCAGCGCAGGCUGAGCUGGUGCUGAGGAGUUUCUUUCUCUUACAACACCUGGGUGCUUAGAGAAGCUAAUUUGGGAUUAAGCCUGCCCUCCCUCCCUUUUCCCAUCCCCUCCCCUUCCAUCCGGCAUGCUUAUUAACGAGCUGGAGUUAAUGAGUCAAGGAGGUGUGUCCUUUAAGUGUCACAGAAAAGGGCUAAGUGGAGACAGCAUCUGCUAGAGGAGAAGGAGGGGGAUGGAUACAGAGUUGCAAACUUGCCAGCUACAGCGCUACCUGCAGCCCCGGGCCUGCUGGCACAGGUAAACGGGCCAAGCCCUUGGUGGAGGAAGGCCAGGUGCAGUGUGUUGUUCUCAUGGAUCUGAAUUACCCUCUUAUUAAGCCUAUAAACCCAUGUUAUCUGUUAGCAAGCACAGCAGUGUGGGUUAUAUGUGUACCUGGGCAGUGCAAGAGGCAGUUUUAUGCAGGGGGGUCCCUCUCUGCCAGUAGCCUUCCCCUGCUGAUCCCCUCGGCCUGUGCCUUCAACCCCGAGAGCCCCCCUCUUCUCCAGGCUCAUCCCCCUGCCACGCUCUGUGCAGGUGAUUUGGGGUUGGGGGUAGUGGAGGUGAAAUGUUGCUGCGUGCCUGUACCCACAUAGCAUAGCUAAGGGCUGCUGUCGAGGUCGGUGGCUUGGUGGGGCCACGUGGCCCUCUCCCCAGAGGCCACCCUCCCAGACACAGAAAACGGUGUUUGUGGCAGGGCUGAGCAAGCCCAUCAGGGCUGUGACUGAGGGCUCAAAAGUGGGUGCUCGCUGUGUUGUGAGGUGCUGGUAUAGGCAGCAGCGGGGAGAGCGGUGGGGUGCUGGCGGCCCGGCCCUCGGGCCGGGUGCCCUGGGCACCCCGCUGCUGGCAGACUUCUGCAGCAAGCUCCCUUCUCUGAAAAGGGCUGAAAACCUUGUGCUUCUUCCCCAAAGAGUCUUUCCCAGCUUGAUCUCCAAACACCCUGUCCUUCCGCUCCCUGAGGAGACUUGAUCACACUGACUGGAGACCAAAACCCAAGCCCCAAAUCUAGCGAUUUUACAGGAGUAGCUUUGUGCCCAUUAGUACCCCCUGACACACACGCGCAUCUGUAGCAAUGAAACAGAGAGCCAGGUGGAGAAAAGAAAAGAGAAAAGACAAGAGAAGAGGCUUUGUGCAACUGGUGUAAAUAUCAAGACAUAGCGUUGAGCUGAGUCCCCUGUUGAUGGGGACAGGCGAACAAAGCACCACAACAAGGGGAGCAGCGUACAUCGAUCACGGGAAAGGAGCUGGCUCUGAGGGUGGCGCUGGGCUUACAGCAGCUCCGUACCAGGCCUGCUGAUCCACGCUUCAAGGACUGCCUCCGAUCGUACAGCCCAUGGCAGCUAAACUCUCCUGGGGUUUCCCGAUCAGACUUGUAUUGGAGUAAACCUCUUAAAUUAUUUAUUUAUUAUUAUUAUUAUUCUAUUUUUAAUUGUAUGUCAGAAUGGAUGCAGGUGGUCACCGUUAACAGUAUUUAUUUAUUCUAUUUUUGGGGGAACAAUAACUUAUUUUUGGAUCUGUUUGUUUGUUUGAAUGUAUCCAUGUCACUGUUCAUGCCUAAAGGUUUACAACAUUGGCCUGUGAAUGGCGUGAGCCCUGUGUCUCUGGGGAAGGUGGCUGGAGAAGGGACAGUAGCUCCUGGUACAGCUUGUGGCAGGGCACUGCUGUGAAUGUGUCUGUUUAGUUGUGCUCCCCAGAGCAAGGUGGAAAGUGUGUGAUGGCCCAAAGGAUGCAAGGGAGAGGGUUUUUGUUGUUGUUUGUUUGUUUUUCCUGUUAAAGAUCUAGGGUUUGUCAUUAGAUUUGUACUAGAAACCGAUGGCUGUGAACAGAGGUUCUAGGAUCUCGUAGAGGAUGCGGCAGGAGCCCUGCUGCUUCCUCUGCCUUUCUCGUGAGCGGACGAGCGAAGGGGAUUUGCAGCACUGCAAAGGGAAGUCUUGCCCCGGCCCGCGCUCAUGGUAGCGCUGUACGGGUGCCAGUUGGCUGGUGCCGCUGUUUCCCUUGGCUCCUCAAGCCAGAGCACAACAUGAAACUGAGCUCCUCCGAAAGGCGCUGCUGGUUUCCCUGGGAGGAUGCCGUCGCUAGGACUUCCCUGUGUUUGUUAUGGAAGGACGACCCACCCAUGAAAACCUGAAGAUACGAGAACGUGGGAGAACAAUGCGUCCUGGAAAUGCUUGCAAAAUCAAAUCUCCAGUGACAGGACCUAACCAACUCUCUGUGUGUGCGUGUGUGUAUAGGUAUAUGUAUAGGAGUGUGUAUAUAUGUAUAUGUGCAUGUUUAUAAGUGCAUA